Molecule: messenger RNA, 1793 nt
Organism: Dendroctonus ponderosae (mountain pine beetle)
Lineage: Eukaryota; Metazoa; Arthropoda; Insecta; Coleoptera; Curculionidae
Gene: Hmx
Product: homeobox protein Hmx
Exons: 4
Coding region: 92-1417 (441 amino acids)
Biological process (GO): regulation of transcription by RNA polymerase II
Cellular component (GO): nucleus
Molecular function (GO): DNA-binding transcription factor activity, RNA polymerase II-specific; RNA polymerase II transcription regulatory region sequence-specific DNA binding
Source: RefSeq, a predicted model, not a curated record
AACAGUGGUUGUUCGUUCGGGUGCGUUUUUUGAUUAAUGUGUAAAAAUACGCGCUGGUCUUUUAUUUAUCGGCUGGUUUUGGUGUUCGAAUAUGAGCUCUCCGGUCAGAGACAUCGAGGUUAACGUGGUGUCAUCUCCGGAGUCCUCCAACAGUCGAAACCAUUCUCCGGAACCGGACUUUGGCAGGAUGGUGAACCAUCAUGUGACUACGUGUUUUCCGGUGAUUCGAACCAGUGACGAUGACGAUAAGCAUGAUCGAGAUGCGAAAGUUACCAGUACUCAGAAAAUUUCCGGCAAUUCGACCAACUUUUCGAUUUCGAGCAUUUUAUCGCGCGAUGAACCGGUCGAGAAGAAAACGGAGUUUACCGCUCAUUUGGCCAACGGACAAAGUGUGGUCGAUUCUACUAAUCCUAAUGGUACUAUGCUUACAAGAUUGGGAUUGAUGUCUCAAUUCGAGGCUUUUGCUGCAGCCAGUAGCAGAUAUGCAGCCCUUUGUGGGGCCCCAGCAGACCCUCGAGCCAUGCACUGGUAUUGGGGAAGAAUUUCCGCCCCUCAAAUUCGCAGGGAGAGACUCAGCCCUACAGGUGGUUCAACCAAUGACGACCAAUCGCCUCCACUCUCCCCAAGAGGAGACCACUCCCAUCCAAUCCUCAAUGAGAGUCGCUCCUCCCGACCCUCUUCACCUUCUGAUCAUCAGCGCUCCCCUCCCACAUCUCCAUCGCCCAGACUCUCCAAUCAUCCAGCCUACAUGGAGCCGAGCUUUGGAAGGCGGUCGAAAAGUCCAAUGGAUGGUUACCAGCGAUCGAAAAGUCCCUCAUUCAGAGACGCGGAAAAUAUGGUGAUAGAUGAAGAAGGAGAAGACGAGGAGAGCGACUACGAUAAUGAUAAGGACAAGAAGAUUCAAGGGCCUGAUGGCUUAAGUCCGGCCAGCUCGCUGUCCAAUAAGAGGAAAAAGAAAACUAGGACUGUGUUUUCCAGGUCACAAGUUUUUCAAUUGGAAUCUACCUUUGAUAUGAAAAGAUAUUUGUCAUCAUCAGAACGAGCAGGACUAGCAGCAAGUUUGCACCUAACAGAAACCCAAGUGAAAAUUUGGUUCCAAAACCGUCGAAACAAAUGGAAGCGUCAACUGGCAGCCGAGUUGGAAGCCGCCAAUAUGGCACAUGCAGCUCAACGACUCGUACGAGUUCCUAUUCUAUAUCACGAGUCAGCCAACUCGUCCAUGCGACAUCCGUUCGACCAAAAUCACUCGGCUCUAGGUCUGCAUCAUUCGCUGGACACGAGAGAAAGUCCUGGUAGUACGGGAGGGUCUUCGGGAGGUUAUCCCAGCUCUUUGUACUACCAUCAUCAGGCAGCAGUGGCGGCGGCAGUGCAUAGUUUGCCUUCCAGUCCCCGACCGCCAAUGUCUGGACUGGUUUGAGGGUUCGAGAGCUGAGUUGAUGAGGAAGACGCGGGGUUAUUGUGCAAACAGCAGUGAGUUAAGGACCUUUGUGUGUUUAUUGAGGCGUACAUAUCUUAAGAAGUGUCAAAUUGAGGAGUUUUGCUUGCUAUAUACCCGAUUUAUUUGAUUCAGUCGAAGAGCCAGUUCAGCUAAUCGGUUAAGCUAAGUAUAUGGAUUGGUGUAAAUAUUUUUGUAACUACCCACUUAUCAACCUAAUGUACAUAGUAUACAUAUUUUUAAGCAGCUACUGCAGUUACCCCACUAUGCCAAAACUACCUAGGAAAUAACAUACUGAAUGUAAUUAUUAUGUAGCAAAAUUUAAUUGUUGUUACGUACAUAAAAAUUAUUAUAAAUA